Molecule: messenger RNA, 1683 nt
Organism: Monopterus albus (swamp eel)
Lineage: Eukaryota; Metazoa; Chordata; Actinopteri; Synbranchiformes; Synbranchidae
Gene: metrnla
Product: meteorin like, glial cell differentiation regulator a
Exons: 4
Coding region: 280-1140 (286 amino acids)
Biological process (GO): energy homeostasis; positive regulation of brown fat cell differentiation
Molecular function (GO): hormone activity
Source: RefSeq, a predicted model, not a curated record
GUGGAUGGGCGUGACGUGGUGAGCAAUUAGGGCUGCAGAAGCAGAGUCGGCGCUGCUGAGCUCGCUCCACAUUUUACGCAUCGCUGUCAGUCCUGUGCGCUACGAGCAAGUUUCACUGCGCGCCUUUGCUGAUCUGAACCUUCAGAGAACAUAAGGAGAAGCCACGGGAAACACUGCGGGACUGACAGGGAGCACAUGGAAACGCAAUGUAGCUGGAAAUACUGCGCUGGACUUUGUCAUAAUUUCAUUCGAGAAGAGGCGAAGUGAGAGGCGAGAAACAUGCUCACCCCGGCGCUGGCCUCUCUGCUGCCUCUUCUGAUUCUCUGUCGGAUUUCAUUCGGCCAGUACUCAAGCGACCAGUGCAGCUGGAAGGGCAGUGGUCUGACCCAUGAAGGCCACGCUAGAGACGUGGAGCAGGUGUACCUACGCUGCUCCCAAGGCUCUCUGGAGUGGCUCUAUCCAACUGGGGCCAUCAUCGUUAACCUCCGGCCCAACACGGUCUCCCCUGCUGCUGCUCGCCUCUCUGUCUGCAUUAAACCUUCCACAGACUCCAGCGGCACAAACUUCUACCUGGACCGUAAUGGCAAGCUGCGCUUGCUGUUGCAUGAGCAGGACCAGGCUCAGGGCAAGGUGCACUGCUUCAGUAUCCAGGAGGGGGCGCUCUUCAUCGAGGCUGUCCCACACAUGGACAUCAGCCGGCGGGUCACGGCAUUCCAGUACGAGCUAGUCAGCGACAGACUAGGAGCAGAGGCACGUUCACUGGGCGCACCCUGUCAGCCCUGCAGCGAUGCGGAGAUGCUUCUAGCAGUCUGCACCAGUGACUUUGUGGCACGGGGCAGCAUUAAGAAGGUGGAGCAGGAAGAGGAGCACUCGUCUGUUACUGUGGAGAUCAGCCGCCUCUACAGACAGAAGACCCAGGUCUUUGUAUCUGGUGGUGUGAGGGUACGGAGCUGGAUCGGCCGCAUCAAGAUGCCCCUCCAGUGCGGGGUGAGAGCUGGUACGGGUGAGUUCCUCUUCACUGGGGCAGUGAGGUUUGGGGAGGCAUGGAUGGGCUGCGCUCCACGCUACAAAGACUUCUUGCGAUUAUAUCAUGAGGCACAGCAGCAGGGAGCCAACCCCUGUCAAGUGGACACUGACUGAUCAAGCUACCUGCCCCAGCUUGGAAACGACAAAGAUUCUCAGUGCAUGGGGAGGAGAGCUGAACCAAAUGUUCAUGCUGAGGAGAGAAAAGACUGACAGACAGGCCUAGAGGCAGAGCUUUUCUCCUUUCCUGCUCUCUCGUGACUCUAUGGAGACAAAGAAUGGAGCUCCUGAAUGUUGCCAAGCAGCAUGCUAACUGGACUCUGUUCUCAAAGUGGAACGUGAUGCAAAGCAGAGUGUGCUUGGAUCGGCUUUUUGCAGAUGAGGAACUCCGAGGUUUAAAAUGUAGCAGACCCUGUUUGGUUUUUGUGUAUAAAAUGUGAAUGAACACUGUAUAUUUUGAAGCUCUGUGUGCUUUAUAAAAAGCACAAUGUACAGUUCCGAAGGUAUUUCUUGUGACAGAAAUGUAUAAAGUGAAAGCCUCUUAUUUUUAUUUUGUUUAUAAAAAAAGAUUUGCAAGUCAGUGCCUGAAUUCUUGUGCUUUUCAGGCUGUGAAAUUUUUUAAAAAAGCAAACUGUCUUUUUUUGCCCUUGAGAAUAAAAG